Molecule: messenger RNA, 953 nt
Organism: Cimex lectularius (bed bug)
Lineage: Eukaryota; Metazoa; Arthropoda; Insecta; Hemiptera; Cimicidae
Product: ATP synthase mitochondrial F1 complex assembly factor 2
Exons: 6
Coding region: 66-911 (281 amino acids)
Biological process (GO): mitochondrial proton-transporting ATP synthase complex assembly
Cellular component (GO): mitochondrion
Source: RefSeq, a predicted model, not a curated record
AACAUUGGUCUCCGGUGAUAACUGUUAUCAGUGUAAAUAUGUGCUAAACGAAAUAAUAAAGCCCAAUGUUUUUCAGACAAUUUGCUAGAUCAAUAAAUACUCGAAAUAGCUGCUUAUUGUCGAAAGCAACAAACACAGAUAAAUGCUGUGCUUUAAGACCAUACUCCACCAAACCGAAAAGGUUUUACAAAUAUACUGGCAUUCUAAAUUCUGAUGGACAGUACGAGAUAACAUUGGACCAAAGGAAGCUUAAGACGCCAAAAGGAAAUGUGCUCAAACUGGAAAAUGAGCUGCUUGCUAUGGCAGUAGCCGCAGAGUGGGAUGGGCAGAAAGACAGUAUCGAGAGAUCAAAUAUGCACCUGACAUCGCUGUGCAAUACUGCUCAGGAUAAUCCCAAUUUUAUAACGAAAACAGAAGCUGCUGAAAGUAUAUUUAGUUUUUUAGAAACUGAUACUAUCCUGUAUCAUUCAAACAAUGAAGAAGUUUACGAGAUACAAAAAAAAGAAUGGUUGCCGGUUAUAUCAUGGUUUAAAGAACGUUAUAAGGUUGACAUUGCUGGAACGAGAAAUUUGGAAGGCCCUCAAAUUUCUUCCGAAACUAAAACAGUCCUAUUGAAUCACAUUUUAACUUUCAGUCUGCCUUCACUACAUGGUUUUCUUUUAGCUGUUGAAUCAUUGAAGUCUCUAAUUCUAACACUGUCCUGCAUCGACAAAAGAUUAACAACAAACCAAGCUGUCCUUCUGUCAAGACUCGAAGAAGAAUUUCAAGCAGACCGUUGGGGAAGAGUAGAGUGGUCCCACAAUGUCUCACAGUAUGACGUACAAGCACGAGUGGCGGCAGCUGUUUUGUUCAUUCAUUUGAAUUCAAUGGAGGAAAGUACAAAGUCAAAACUUGUUUCAUGCUUUAAAUAAAAUUGUUAUUAGACAUUUGAAUAAUUCACAUAUUUACAUUUA